Messenger RNA from Erinaceus europaeus (western European hedgehog), 2139 nucleotides. It is a transcript of the gene IKZF2, whose product is annotated as IKAROS family zinc finger 2. The record is from RefSeq and is a predicted model, not a curated record. The transcript has 9 exons. Bases 368 to 1951 code for a protein of 527 amino acids. Gene Ontology annotation, molecular function: RNA polymerase II cis-regulatory region sequence-specific DNA binding; DNA-binding transcription factor activity. Lineage: Eukaryota; Metazoa; Chordata; Mammalia; Eulipotyphla; Erinaceidae. Gene Ontology annotation, biological process: regulation of transcription by RNA polymerase II.
GGCUCCGGCGGAUCGGUUUCUCGGGGUUUGACCAGCUGUCCCGGGCUAACCCUGCUCCUCGUUGAAGAUGGAGGAAGUAAAAACAGGAUUACCCUUAGCUACAGAUCCACUGCCUUAGUUUCCACCACCAACUGCAGUGCACAAACACACGUUAGGCACAGGAAAGAAAGAAAGAAAGAGAGAGGACACACUAACAGUAAACACAAACAAAAGGGUGAUGGGAUUAUUUUACUGCAUGCACUGCUGAGCCCGACAUUGUCACCUCCUCUUUGAGGGGUUAGAAGAAGCUGAGAUCUCCCGGCAGAGCUGGAAAUGGUGAUGAAUCUUUUUUAAUCAAAGGACAAUUUCUUUUCAUUGCACUUUGACUAUGGAAACAGAGGCUAUUGAUGGCUAUAUGACGUCAGGUGACAAUGAGCUUUCACCUGAAAGGGAGCACUCCAAUAUGGCAAUUGACCUCACCUCAAGCACACCCAAUGGACAGCAUGCCUCACCAAGUCACAUGACAAGCACAAAUUCAGUAAAGCUAGAAAUGCAGAGUGAUGAAGAGUGUGACAGGAAACCCCUGAGUCGUGAAGAUGAGAUCAGGGGCCAUGAUGAGGGUAGCAGCCUAGAAGAACCCCUAAUUGAGUGCAGCGAGGUGGCCGACAACAGGAAAGUCCAGGAGCUUCAAGGCGAGGGAGGAAUCCGGCUUCCGAAUGGUAAACUGAAAUGUGACGUCUGUGGCAUGGUUUGCAUUGGGCCCAAUGUGCUUAUGGUACAUAAAAGGAGUCAUACUGGUGAGCGUCCUUUCCACUGUAACCAGUGUGGCGCUUCUUUUACUCAGAAGGGCAACCUUCUGAGACACAUAAAGUUACACUCCGGUGAGAAGCCGUUCAAAUGUCCUUUCUGUAGCUAUGCCUGUAGAAGAAGGGACGCCCUCACAGGACACCUCAGGACCCACUCAGUGGGUAAACCUCACAAGUGCAACUACUGUGGACGAAGCUACAAGCAGCGCAGUUCACUGGAGGAGCACAAGGAACGCUGCCACAACUAUCUCCAGAAUGUCAGCAUGGAGGCUGCUGGGCAGGUCAUGAGUCACCAUGUACCUCCUAUGGAAGAUUGUAAGGAACAAGAGCCUAUUAUGGACAACAAUAUUUCCCUGGUGCCUUUUGAGAGACCUGCUGUCAUAGAGAAGCUCACAGGAAAUAUGGGAAAACGGAAAAGCUCCACUCCACAAAAGUUUGUGGGGGAGAAGCUCAUGCGAUUCAGCUACCCAGACAUUCACUUUGAUAUGAACUUAGCAUAUGAGAAGGAGGCUGAGCUGAUGCAGUCUCAUAUGAUGGACCAAGCCAUCAAUAAUGCAAUCACCUACCUUGGAGCUGAGGCCCUUCACCCUCUGAUGCAGCACCCGCCAAGCACAAUCGCUGAAGUGGCCCCAGUUAUAAGCUCAGCUUAUUCUCAGGUCUAUCAUCCAAAUAGGAUAGAAAGACCCAUUAGCAGAGAAACCUCUGAUAGUCAUGAAAACAACAUGGAUGGCCCUAUCUCUCUCAUCAGACCAAAGAGUCGACCCCAGGAAAGAGAGGCCUCUCCCAGCAAUAGCUGCCUGGAUUCUACUGACUCAGAAAGCAGCCACGAUGACCACCAGUCCUACCAAGGAAACUCUGCCUUAAAUCCCAAAAGGAAACCAAGCCCAGCUUACAUGAAGGAGGAUGUCAAGGCUUUGGAUACCACCAAGGCUCCUAAGGGCUCGCUAAAGGAUAUCUACAAGGUCUUCAAUGGAGAAGGAGAACAAAUUAGGGCUUUCAAGUGUGAGCAUUGUCGAGUCCUUUUCCUAGACCAUGUCAUGUACACCAUUCACAUGGGUUGCCAUGGCUACCGGGACCCACUGGAAUGCAACAUCUGUGGCUACAGAAGCCAGGACCGCUAUGAGUUUUCAUCACACAUCGUUCGAGGGGAGCACACAUUCCACUAGGCCUUUCCAUUCCAAAGGGGAUCCCUAUGAAGUAAAGUACUGCACAUGAAGAAAUACUGCACUUACAAUCCCACCUUCCCUCAGAUGUUGACAUACCUUUUAUUUUUUUUAAUAUUAUUACUGUCAUUAAUUUUUAUUUUGUGGACGCAGUGUCAUUUGCUCUGCCUAAUUACAAUAAGGAAGAAACA